Camelus dromedarius (Arabian camel) is the source of this 1461-nucleotide messenger RNA. RefSeq names its product testis-expressed protein 13D. The transcript has a single exon. The record is from RefSeq and is a predicted model, not a curated record. Gene Ontology annotation, molecular function: mRNA binding. Lineage: Eukaryota; Metazoa; Chordata; Mammalia; Artiodactyla; Camelidae. The coding region runs from base 1 to 1461 and encodes 486 amino acids.
AUGGCCUUGGACUUUGGGGACCACGCCAGUGGGUUCCGCCACAACGAGGUGAUCAGGUUCAUCAACAAUGAGGUUCUCAUGAAUGGGGGUGGCCCCGAUUUCUACGUGACCUUCCGCUCGCGGCCCUGGAAUGAGGUGGAGGAUCGGCUCCGGGUGGUCGUGGCUGACUCGCAGGUGCCGCGCCCCCUCAAAAGGGCCUGUGUCUGGAGCGCGCUGGCCCUGAGCGUGCGCGUGGGGGCGAGGCAGCGGGAGCAGGAGGCCCGCCAGGUCCAGCGGCUGCAGGACCAGGUGGAGGAGCGCGAGGCGGCUUCCUGGGCUCUGGCCUCCGAGCUACAGCGCCUGCGCGCGGAGCGCGAGGAGGCAGCCGUGCAGCUACGAUGCGCACGGGUCGCCCUACAGCAGGUGAUGGAUGAGCGCGAUAUGUUGCGUGUGCAACUGCUCCAGGUCGAGAGAUCCGCCCAGGUCGCCCCACCGGCUCAUGAUACAGUGCCGGUGCCUGUGCCUCCAGCUGAGCAGCUUGGGGCCACAGCGUGGCCCAUGGAUGCAGAGAAACAGGGCAAGAUGAUGACUAUGGGGGCACAAAGCGUGCCACAGUCAGAGGCCCAGGUGGCAGCCCCGGCAGCUGUGCUUUAUGUGCCUGGACCCCAGAGCCCCUGGGCCCAGGCCAUGCAGCCUCCUCUGCCAGUGCCGGUGCCACAUCCAUUCCAUGUGCCAUUCCAAAUGGGCUUCCCAUAUUCGACACCUCUACUACCCUCAGCAGUUAUGGAAGCAGAAGCAGCCACAACAGCAACAGCGUCAGCGGCAGCGGCAACCCAGAUGCUUACUUCGGGGAUCUACCCACCUGGCCCGUGGGCUGCAGUGGGGGUCCAGGAAAAGAUGGCCCCACUGUGUGACCAGAGUUGCUAUGGCCAGGAGGAAUAUCCUGAGAACCUCCAGGGUGAAUAUCCCCUGGAGGACAGCAGAAGCCACAGCCAAGAGGAAGGUCCUGUGUGUCCUCAGGGGAUGACCUCCCUGGGGGACAGAAGAAGCCACAGCCAGGAAGAAGAACCUGAGAAGCCCCAGGGGACAGCCCCCCUUGGAGAAAGCAGGAGCCACGGCCAGAACAAAUGUCCAGUGAUGCCCCAGGAGAUGUAUCCCUCAGGGAACAGCAAAAGCCACAGCAAAGAAGGUCCAGAGAGGCCCCAGGGGACAUCUCCCCUGAGAGGCAGCACAAGCUGUGGUGUGAGAAAAAGCCCAAAGAAACAGGAGUCUCAAGAGCAGAAGGCCAAGCAACCAAAAGGGAAAAAAGCCUCGGGUUCCCAGCAUCGGGGAAAGAAGUCUGCCUCACGCUUCAGAGCAAAGAAUUGGGAGUGCCUGUCCUGUAAAGGGAUGAAUUUCCCCUGGCGCAAGACCUGCUAUAAAUGCAAGAACGUCUGCGUGGCAGUUGAGAGUGAAAGCCUGGACCCAGGACAAACUCACUAA